AUGCCAAAGAACAAGGGAAAGGGUGGUAAGAAUCGGAGACGUGGAAAAAACGAGAACGACGACGACAAGCGCGAAUUGGUCUUUAGAGAGGAUGGACAGGAAUACGCUCAAGUCACUAAGAUGCUUGGUAAUGGUCGGUUGGAAGCACAAUGUUUUGAUGGGGAGAAGCGAUUGGCGCACAUCCGGGGCAAGAUGAGGAAAAAGGUGUGGAUCAAUCAAGGAGAUAUCAUCCUCCUUUCCUUGCGAGAUUUCCAAGACGACAAAGCGGAUGUGAUCGUCAAGUAUACGGCUGACGAGGCGAGAAGUCUGAAAGCCUAUGGUGAGCUGCCAGAAAAUGCGAAGAUCAACGAGACAGAGACAUUUGGCGACGAAGAAGGCGAAUGUACCUUCGAGUUCGGUGAUGAGGGUGAAGUUGACAUCGACGAUAUUUGA
Fibroporia radiculosa is the source of this 432-nucleotide messenger RNA. RefSeq lists its product as uncharacterized. The record is from RefSeq and is a predicted model, not a curated record. The transcript has 5 exons. Gene Ontology annotation, biological process: translational initiation. NCBI's taxonomy places the organism in Eukaryota, Fungi, Basidiomycota, Agaricomycetes, Polyporales, Fibroporiaceae. Bases 1 to 432 code for a protein of 143 amino acids. Gene Ontology annotation, molecular function: translation initiation factor activity; RNA binding. Gene Ontology annotation, cellular component: cytoplasm.